UAUUCAUCUUCAAGGAAUUCUGAAUUUCUUCAAGUAAAAGAUGAACCUAGUAAUAAAAUUAAAAAAAGAUUUAGUGAUAGUUCAUUUUUAUCAAAUAGUAUAAGAUGGUUUACAAAACCUCGACGUACUUCAAUUUUAAAAGAUAAAUCUAUUUCAGAAGUUAAUGAAAAUUCUACAAAAUAUUUCUCUUAUUCUGAUACUCUUCCAAUUUCUACUUCUCAUAGAAGUAUGCCAAUUAUUCAACUUUCUUCUGAAAAUUCUCAAAUUAUCAAUAAUUUAAAUGCUUUAGAAUCAAUGAAAUAUCAUGAUGCUAUCAAUUUAUUUUCUGAUAUUUUAUUAAAAUAUCCUAAUAGUUAUUCUAUAAGAUGUGAUAGAGCUUAUGCUUCUUAUCAAGUUGAAGAAUGGGAUAGAGCUAUUGGUGAUUUAAAUUUCGCUAUUUUAAAAAAACCAAAGAAUCCUCGUGCUUAUACUUUACGUGGUGAAAUUUAUAGAUUAUUAAAUUCUUAUAAAGAAUCUUUAAUGGAUUUCAACAAAUCUUUAAAAUUACAACCAAAAAAUGUUUUCGCUUUAAGAGCUAGAGCUGAAGUUUAUUAUUCAAUAAAACAUUUUGAUGAUUCUAUAAAUGAUUUAAAUCUUGCUUUAGAUUUAGAUCCUAAUAACGUUUAUACUCUUAGUAGACGUGCUAAAGUUUAUUGUGCUCUUGGUUUUUAUGGUGCUUCUUUAUUAGAUUUAAAUAAAGCUUUGGAAAUUGAUG
Molecule: messenger RNA, 754 nt
Organism: Scutellospora calospora
Lineage: Eukaryota; Fungi; Glomeromycota; Glomeromycetes; Diversisporales; Gigasporaceae
Source: the annotation of a GenBank genome assembly